Zea mays is the source of this 3376-nucleotide messenger RNA. RefSeq lists its product as uncharacterized. The transcript is spliced from 7 exons. Lineage: Eukaryota; Viridiplantae; Streptophyta; Magnoliopsida; Poales; Poaceae. The coding region runs from base 1560 to 3107 and encodes 515 amino acids. The record is from RefSeq and is a predicted model, not a curated record.
AGCAAAGAAAGAAGUGCCACAGAAAAUCAAUUGGGCGUAGGGCGAAGGCAACAGGUGAAGUGUCAACGUGUGGCUGCAAUCUGCCUCCGCACUCACUCCACGCACACGCCGCCGCUAUACGCGACGGCGCCGAGCGCAUCGCCGCCGGCCCCUCCCUCCCUGCGCCUGUACUCAGCCCGCUGCUUCUCAGUCCACUUCAUCCACAGCUCCUCUUCUCUCGGUCUAGAGAUCCGUCCGGGCACGGUAGUCUCGCCUUCGUUUUGCUUGUUUUCCAAAAUUUUGGGGGUCACGUGAAGCCCGCCCCUGCUUCCGGAGGGACGUAUUCCUGUUGCGUCGCACCUGAGCUUGUUUUUUAUAUAUUUAUAGUAAAGAUGCUGGUUUUAAAUGUUCCGUCUUCUUCAAAUUUCCAAUUCCCCGUGUUUUUUGCGUAUGGAUGGAUAAUGGUGCAGUAGCUGAUGUCAAAUACUAUUAGAAUAGAGCAGUAGCGAGCAUAUACUUCAGUUAUUAUUGCCCGGUGCAAGGUGGUGAUUGUAGAAUCCUUCUGCUUGGUCAACAAAGAACAAUGAUGAAUUUAGUGGCACAUGUUUUCUUCUACCAUGAAUUGUUUGCCAUCAGAAUAUUACAUUUUAAACACUUUAUGUUGGAAUACAGCAACCUUUUGAUUGUACUAGAUAUCUGAUGUACCAAUGCUAGAAUAGAAGUCAUUUGCUCAUAAUUGGAUCCCCCAAACAAUAGGAGUUCUUAAUCUUCUAUCUUUUUUUGAAGUGUGAAAUAUGAAUGGCACUGUGCUUGUGCUAGUUUGAAAUCCAAUCCAGGAGUGAUUAGGGUUAGGGAUGUUCAGCUCUGUACCAUAGAGCUGCUUUGUGCAUGUUUGGUAUCUUGUGCCCAUUUUCUUCUGCAUAAAUCCAAAUCUUUAGGUUUUCUGUUUUCCCACUUUCAGCAUAAAACAAUUUCUAUUUGACACGAGACCUUUUUCAUCCGUACCUGCCCCCAAUUUUUUUCUUAGUGAUUUGGAAUUUAUGGCUUAUCUUGCUGUAAUUUCAUUGUUUAGUCAUGUUGAAGGAUGUAGUAUCUGUGGUAGUAUGGCUGUGAGAGGCCAAUGGUUUUGAAUUUUCUUUGCCAUUAUUUUUCUAAGUUAGUUCCGCUUAAAUAUAUCAUGAUCAAGGCCAGUUGCUCCUUUCUUAGAAGCGGUCUGUGCUUCUGUUAAGUUUCUAUUUGCAGAAAUCUAAAUUUUAUUUAGUCAUGUUGAAGGAUGUAGUAUCUGCGGUAGUAUGGCUGUGAGAGGCCAAUGGUUUUGAAUUUUCUUUGUCGUUAUUUUUCCAAGUUAGUUCCACUCAAAUAUAUCAUGAUCAAGGCCAGUUGCUUCAUUCUUAGAAGCGGUCUGGGCUUCUGUUAAGUUUCUAUUUGCAGAAAUCUAAAUUUUAAUACCAUGCCUAAUAAUGUCUAAUAGGCACAACGAACAAUUACUCUAGAAGAGUUGUACUCUUUGGUGUGCCGUACUCUCUGUAACAAUCUUACCAAUUACCAUUCUUGAGAAGAGGUACAUCUGUCCGUCAGCGAUGUCCAUAGAAGAGAGGAAGAUAAGUAUGAUAAGCAAGAGCACUGCACUAAAUCCAAAUGCAGAGGAAUUUGUUCCUUCGUCCCUUAGAUCUUUCAGUGAUUCCUCCAAGAAAUCAGAUGCAACUAUGAUUGUCUCAGGGUCAUCUAAAGAAUCUAGCACAGACAAGCCAGAAUCCAUUUUACGAAGUAACUCUGAUGAAGAAGCACAUCAGUACUGGCAGCAACAGCUCCCUGACGACAUCACCCCUGAUUUCAAAGUCCUGGGACAAGACGAAAGUCCUGGACCUGACAGUCUAUCACUCACAGGCCUGUCGAUUAAUGAUGGCAUUGACACAUCAAUAUUUUCUCCAAACCAGACACUGGGCGUGCAGCACCAUGCUUCACCUUUUAUCAGGGACAAACUGAAUACACGCCCAAAAAUUAACUUGUCUGGCCCAACUUAUAUGGACGAACGGUCCCAAGCCGCAAUUUUGAGUCCAACUGCAGGUUCCAUGAGUCCAAAUGCUGCUCCAUGGGUGAAGAAUCUAAGGAAUGGGGGACAUUAUAACACAAGCAGAAGGGAUGCCACUGCCAGUCACUACAAUGGAGAUUCUAGCAUUGGGGCUUCAUUGCACAACCUCACUGAUGCGUAUCAUGGAAGCAGGCGCAGCUUAAGCACGACUAUGGAUAUCAUGAGUCAGCUGGAGAGUAAAGUCGAUGGGCGACUCAAUCAGAACCUCAGGUCACUGUCGUUUGGAAAUUCAAGUCCUCCAUCACCAGCAUCAUAUGCCCAAAAUGGUCUUGGAAACUAUAGUAAUGAAGCUUUUGGUCUGCCAAACAGUCCAUAUAGAUCUCAUUCAGCUAUACUCGCAGAUGAUAUUGUUUCACCUUCAGCUGGACGUGAACAUAUAUCCCUCGAUGUUCCUAGAGGAAGGUAUAAGACAACUAGUUUGCCUGUUCCUGGUCUUGGUUCAAGCAGAGGUUCUCAGGUGUUGGGUGGCCCAUAUAAUGGAAACCAUGAUAUGAUCUCAACCAAUACCCUACAAAACAUGGCUGGAAUUCAGACAGGAGCAGCUUGGCUUGAAACUGAUGCUGCGGCAAACACAUAUUUGGAAUCAAAGGAUGAAGUUCAUGAUUUUGCAAGCCUGCGACAUGCAGUUCUUGAACAGCAGGAUAGACAGGCUUUUCUGAUGGGAAACAACCCUUUAGCAAAGGAUCUAACAUUGAAGGAGCUAUACAGUAUACAAAGCAGGUUGGCUCAGGAGAAAGCUAGAGAAACAACAUACCGACAAAGAUUCCAAAUACCAGAGCUUCAAGGCCUCAUCCAGGAGCAGAAUCCCCCAAUCGAUCUCUGUGGUCUUCACAUCAGCGAGGCCAUGCACGUCCUGAACUACGAGCUCAACAACCGAAGAAAGAUCGUGAGAUCCACUGGUCGCCGACUCCAGGCUAUGAUCAUAUCAAGCGCCCGCACCCCAGCACGGCUGACUGCUGCCGUCGAGCAGUACCUCAUGGAACACGGCCUUCAGUACACGCAGGCACAACCAGGCCUCUUCCGCGUCCUGCUCUAGUGAUGGAGCCGGCCUAGCUGUUGUCACAACUGGAUCAGACGAGAAAGAAGAAAAAAAAAGUUGUACUUUUGUAUAUGGCAGAGAUGGCUAGCAGGAUAGAAGCGUUAAGAUAGCUCAUGCAUUCACAUAUCAGGCUUUAGCAAAUGUAUACAUCUUAAAAUUUGCGGAGUUAGGUCUUUGGUGCUGGUGGAUGCAUAAGGUGAUAGCAUCUUCAAAAUCAUGUUCUCGUUCACAAUCUUUGGUGCUGGUGGAUGCAUAGUUCUUUUGUU